AUGGAGCGGAUCGCCCCGACCGAUCUGGCAACGCUGGCGUCGCUACCGCGACCUAAUCCGUGGAGCCUCGCCAAAGAAAGUGGCAUAAAUUCACGCCUCACCAUGAGCAGGGUCUACGGGUAUAGUGCGCAGGACCACGCAUGCCACAUGCCACCUCUCCUGGACUCCUCACACUGCGCGAGCAGCGCCGUCCGUCCGGUCUUCGAGGACGGGGGGUCUCGUUUCACGGCAGUUGUCUGGACUUGA
Messenger RNA from Purpureocillium lilacinum, 246 nucleotides. The record is from RefSeq and is a predicted model, not a curated record. NCBI's taxonomy places the organism in Eukaryota, Fungi, Ascomycota, Sordariomycetes, Hypocreales, Ophiocordycipitaceae.